GUAAUGGAGUUAUGGAUGAGAUGGUUCCUUCUCUUUUUACUUUUUCACUUUUCAUCCUCUCAUUCCUUAUGCCAUCCUUAUGACACUUUUCUCUUGCAUCAAUUCAAAGACUCUUUUACUAUUGUUACUUAUGAUGAUUGUUAUUAUCCAAAGACAGCAACGUGGAAAAAUGGAACAGAUUGUUGCUCUUGGGACGGAGUCACCUGUCACCCCAUCUCCGGUCAUGUGAUCGGUCUCAACCUUGCCUACAGUGGGCUUUAUGGCCAAAUCCAUCCAAACAGUACACUUUUCCUUCUUUCUCAUCUCGAAUCACUCAACCUUGCUUUCAACCCUUUCUAUCAAUCCCAUUUUUCAUUUCUUUUUGGUAGCUUUGCCCGCCUCACACACCUUAACUUAUCUGGUUCUGACUUCCAAGGUGAAAUUCCUUCCCAAAUCUCACACCUUACAAAACUAGCCUCCCUCGAUAUUUCUCUUAACCCUGAUUUAAAGUGGAAAGAAGGCCCUUGGAAGAGACUACUCCAAAAUGCAACAGAUCUCGAAGAGCUUGUUCUGGAUGAAACAGACAUGUCUUCAAUUUCAAUCAAGAUUCUCAAUUUGUCUUCUUCCUUAGUCAUUCUUAGUCUUCCAGAGACUCAGCUAAGAGAAAACUUGACAUAUGGUAUCUUUUGUUUACCAAAUCUUCAACACCUCGAUCUUUCAUAUAAUCUGUACCUUCAAACACACCUUCCAAAAAUUGGUUGUAGCACUACUCUUAAUAUCUUAGAUCUUUCAUAUUCUGACUUGCAAGGGUCAAUUCCUCCCUCCUUCUCUUACCUCUCACAUCUUACUUCCCUAGACCUCUCAUCUAACUCUCUUGUGUAUUCAAUUCCUCCCUCCUUCUCUAACCUCUCACAUCUUACUUUCCUAGACCUCUCAUCUAACUCUCUUGUGGAUUCAAUCCCAUCCUCACUCCUAACCCUUCCACGUCUCUCUUUUCUCAAUCUCAAUGGUAAUAAUCUUAGUGGUCAAAUCCCAAAUGUCUUUGCUCAGGCAAACAAAUUUAAAGAAUUGGAUUUCGCUGGUAACAACUUAGGAGGUGAGCUGCCAUCAACACUUUCAAAUCUUCAACAUCUCACUCUCUUGGAUCUUUCGAUAAAUAAAUUCAGUGGUCAAAUCCCAGACGUGUUUGUCGGGCUAACCAAAUUGUCAGCUCUUUAUCUUUCGCAUAACAAUUUUGAAGGAAAAAUCCCAUCUUCAUUGUUUGACUUAACUCAACUUUCUGAACUGAUAGUUUCUUUUAAUAAAUUACAAAGUCCUUUGCCCAACAGAAUAACAGGAUUUUCAAGUCUAAUUAGCUUAUCAUUUGAUAACAACUUGCUGAAUGGGACAAUUCCUUCAUGGUGUUUAUCUUUGUCAUCUUUGGUGAAUUUAGAUUUGUCAACAAAUAAGUUCACGGGGCUUCUAAGUGCAGACUCAUCAUAUUCCUUGGAGACUAUAAAUUUGUCCCACAACAAGCUACAAGGUAAUAUUCCAGAAACAAUUUUCAGUCUUGUAAAUCUUACUUACUUAGAUCUAUCAUCAAACAACUUAAGUGGAUAUGUUCACUUUCCACUUUUCUCUAAGCUUCAAAAUUUGGAAAAUCUUAAUCUUUCCAAUCAGUUUUUCCUUAAUUUUGAAUCCAAUGUCAACUGUAAUUUUUCCUCGUUAGAGAGUUUGGACUUAUCUUCUACGAGUUUAACUGAAUUUCCAAAGUUAUCAGGAAAAGUACCAAUAUUACAAAUUCUCUAUUUAUCCAAUAACAAAAUCAAAGGAAAAAUUCCCAAUUGGUUACCCAAAAUUAGCUCAUUAUCUAUGUUGGACCUCUCUCACAACCAAUUGGAGCAAUCACUGGACCAAUUUUCAUGGAACCAAAAUCUCCGUUAUCUUGAUUUUAGUUUUAACAAAAUCACUGGUGGUUUCUCUUCCUCAAUUUGUAAUGUAAGUUCAAUUGAGUAUCUCAAGUUGUCACACAACAAGUUGUCGGGCAUCAUUCCAGAAUGUCUUGCUAACUCAUCAUCCCUUCUAGUUUUGGAUCUACAACAGAACAAACUUCAUGGCACUUUGCCAAAUAGCUUUUCAAAGAACUGUUGGCUCGGAAUUCUGAAUCUCAAUCACAACCAAUUAAAAGGUUCUUUGCCAGAAUCUAUGUCCAAUUGCAGUACUCUGGCGCGUUUAGAUCUUGCCAACAAUCAAUUAGAAGGUACCUUUCCUCAUUGGCUUCAAGGUCUAUCACAGUUAAGAUUAUUGGUUUUGCGAGGCAAUAAGUUUCAUGGCCCCAUUGAAAAUUCAAAGACCAAACAUGGAUUUGCCAAUUUAGUUAUACUUGAUAUCUCUUCCAACAACUUCAGCGGCCCAAUUCCAGAAGACUACAUACAAAGUUUUGAAUCCAUGAAGAAUGUUGUUCAAGAUGACAAUGAGGAAUACAUCAUAAUUUAUGGUUAUGAUUCUUUGACUAUAACAACAAAAUCAAUCGUUGUUACGAUGGAGAAAAUUCGGACAGACUUUGUAACCAUUGAUUUAUCAGAAAACAGAUUUGAAGGAGAGGUUCCAAACGUGAUUGGAGAACUUCAUGCUCUUAGAACGCUCAACCUUUCUUAUAACAUACUUAGUGGUCCUAUUCCCCAAUCCCUGGGAAAUUUGACGAACUUAGAAUCGCUAGAUCUGUCCUCAAAUAUGCUUACUGGUAUGAUUCCUAAAGAACUAACCAAUUUGAAUUUUCUGGAGGUUCUGAAUCUUUCCAAUAAUCAUAUUGUGGGAGCAAUACCUCAAGGAAAACAAUUCAAUACAUUUUCCAACGAUUCCUACAAGGGAAACUCUGGGUUAUGUGGGUUUCCAUUGACAAAAAAAUGCAGCAAGGACAUUGAACAACAUUCUCCACCUUCAGUGCCCUUUAAGAGAGAGCAUGGAUAUGGAUUUGGAUGGAAACCGGUUGCUAUAGGAUAUGGAUGUGGAAUGAUAUUUGGAAUGGGAAUGGGAUGUUGUGUCUUAUUAAUAGGAAAGCCUCAAUGGCUUGUGAGAAUGGUUGCAUGACUUGAGAUUG
Molecule: messenger RNA, 3058 nt
Organism: Vigna umbellata (rice bean)
Lineage: Eukaryota; Viridiplantae; Streptophyta; Magnoliopsida; Fabales; Fabaceae
Source: RefSeq, a predicted model, not a curated record